CGCUCAGGGGAUUCCGUCUUCGUACUUAGGCGUCUGUGCGUACGUCUACAAGUCGUGCGAGUGCCGCCGCCGUGUGUAGCCGACGACGACGCACAAUAUCAUUAGUAUAAUAUAGUAACAACCACGCGACACAAUAAUGAUGAAGUGUAUAAUAUAAUAUAUAGGUACCUAUUAUUUUUAUUCUAUAUAUUAUCAUACGAAUUGACGCUGGCGGAUUCGCUUCGGUUCGGUUUAACGCGCGCGGUCGGUAUCCAUUCGUCUUUUCAUCGCCGCCGUUAACCCGGCGACGAGUCGUCUAUACAUCAUUAUAAUUUAUAAUAUUAUAGGUACCAGAAUAAUUGUUGUAUUUCUCAUUCGGGGCGUAAGUGCUCAUUAUUUGGUGUUUCGCGCACCAGAACCGGUUUCCGAGUAAAACAAAAAAAAAGCACAACCCUCGAAACGCGGAUUUCUCCCCGCCGCAUUACCGCCCGACCGGAAAAAAAGUAUCUGGCGGAGGAAGGACAAGAAGAAGCGGCACUGUGCCGCCGGCCGGAGGAGGAAGACGACGACGACGACGACGACCAUUGGGGCAGCGCCAACAGUAUCGCUGGUGCCGUGACCUGCACUUCCAGCACCGUCGUCAUCAAGAACGACAAUAACGACGACGACAGCAACAGCAGCAGCACAGCGGUGACAACCAUGAUGUCGGCCGCGAGUGCGGUCGGCGGCGGCCGUCUGAUGGUCGUCGUCGACGUGAACGGCGCCGACAGCGACAGCUGACAGCCUGGACGACUGCGACCGUUGCGGGAAUGCGGCGGUGCUUACGGAUGGGGUGUCCCGCCGGCCCGGUACGCCAUGCUUGACGUGUUCCGGGGCCUGAAGAGCCUGGUGAAAAUCAGCCACGUGCACAUCGACUCGCCCGUGUUCCGGCUCCACUACAGCCUGACCGUGAUGCUGUUGUCCGCGUUCAGCCUGAUCGUCACCACCAGGCAGUACGUCGGCAACCCGAUCGACUGCGUGCACACCAAGGACAUACCCGAAGACGUGCUCAAUACGUACUGUUGGAUACACUCGACGUACACCAUCAAAGAGGCGUUCAAGAAGAAGGUGGGCGUCAGCGUCCCGUACCCGGGUGUGGACAACACCCGCGGCAAGGUGGACGACCGCAAGACGUACGGCUACUACCAGUGGGUGUGCUUCUGCCUUUUUUUCCAGGCGAUAUUGUUCUACACGCCAAGAUGGCUGUGGAAACACUGGGAAGGCGGUAAAAUCCGGGCGCUGAUGAUGGACUUGGACGUUGCCAUUUGUACGGAUGCUGAGAAGAAGCAGAAGAAAAAGAUUCUGCUCGAUUACCUGUGGGAGAACCUGCGAUACCAUAACUGGUGGACCUACAGGUACUACUUAUGUGAAACGAUGGCACUCCUGAACGUUGUGGGUCAAAUGUUUAUGAUGAACCGCUUUUUUGAUGGGGCGUUUUUGACGUUUGGCAUAGACGUGAUUCGGUUUCUGGAAAGCGACCAGGAAGACCGUGUGGACCCGAUGAUAUUUAUAUUUCCUAGGAUGACCAAAUGCAUUUUCCACAAAUUCGGCGUAUCCGGCGAGGUGGAAACGCAUGACUCAAUAUGCAUAUUGCCACUAAACGCCGUCAAUGAAAAGAUCUACGUCUUUCUGUGGUUUUGGUUCAUGAUCCUCGGCGUCUUGUCGGCGGCUGUGAUUGUUUACAGGUUCAUCAUAAUAGUGUCUCCGCGAAUGCGCGUGUACCUUUUCUGCAUACGAUUCCGGUUGAUCAAACGGCAGGCCAUCGGAAACAUCGUGCGCCGAUCGAAGCUGGGCGAUUGGAUGCUGCUGUAUGUUCUCGGCGACAACGUUGAUUCAGUCGUGUUCCGAGACAUCGUGCAUGAUUUGUCGCACCGACUGGAAGCGUACCACAACAAAAACUCGACGGUCAGGACGGUGGACGCGUGACGGCGGCGGUGACAGCCAGUCAACAGUAUAUUGUGCUCAAAUCGAUAACGAAUAAACGUAAUAUUUGUUACAGGGUAAACGACGACCGACUUGCACGCGACUAUAUUACACGACGACUGUUAAUGGAUCUCGUCUGCAACGGUUACGCAAGAGAAGACUAUAAUAUUUUAAUGUAUAGGACGAAGCAGCUGCCAUAUCAAUUGUCUCAGAAAAUAAAGGUCGUCAGACAUCGGAACUAACGAACGCGCUUACUAUGGACUCGUGAAUUGUCGCCCAAACGAAUUGUUAAAAUAUAUUAUAUAAUAUACCUAUAAAUUUGUAAUUUUUUGGUUUUAGAGUUUAUGUUGUUGAGAAAAAAAAUGAAAAACAACGAUCUAUCGACAAAAAGACUUUUUUUUUUUGAUAAAUCUUCCAAAAUGGCUCAUAGCUUAUAGUAUGUAAUUAUAAUUAUUAAUAUUAUUCAAGCCGAUGUAGUAAUUAUAUGUAUCCCAAUCAAGUAUGAAUAAUUAAGAUUGUAACUACUAAGAGAUUUUAUUCUAUAAUAUAUUAAAUAUUAUUCUAAAACAAGACAAUAGCAACUAUUCAUUUAAAAUGUCUAAACAUGUUAUAAUAAGUAAAAUAUAUUAUACUUAAAUAAUUAUUGAUGUUCAUUUUGGUUGUGUUAAAGAAUAGUUUUUUUAUAUUUUAAAAAUUUACUUGUUUAUACUUAGGUAUUUAUGUACCUAUACGUAUGUGUAGAUUUUUUAAACUAGAAAAAAUAUUGGUUAAUAUUGGUAUUUCAAACUUGAAAUUUGAAUUUUGAAGAUUUAAAAAAAAAUAAUACCUUUCGACUGUAAAAUUGAAAUACUCAUUUAUAUUAUAUAUGUAUUAUUCUAAAAUAAAAACUUAAUUUAUACAUUUAUUUUGGUCAUAAAAGUAAAAAAUAUACAUACUUAUGUAUCUGUUUGUACCUAUUUUAUUUUAAGUUAUUUAGAUUCAAAUUUUCAUUAAUUGUAUAUGAUUUUAAAUAAAAGAUUAUUCAAGUACUUCAAAAAGAACCUAUACAACUCAAAACACUUACUAAAAAUAUUGUUUUCGAGUUAUCUAGGUAUUAAAAAAUUGAAUAAAAGUGUUCUUGCUUUUUAAUUUUAAUAUAUUGAAAUUUUGAUGACAGAUAGUUAUGGUUCGAUCAUUGAAAACGUUUGUAAAUUACAUCGCAUCGAAACCUUAUAUUAAUUGAAUUGUUUUAACUUUUAAUAA
Molecule: messenger RNA, 3183 nt
Organism: Aphis gossypii (cotton aphid)
Lineage: Eukaryota; Metazoa; Arthropoda; Insecta; Hemiptera; Aphididae
Gene: shakB
Product: innexin shaking-B
Exons: 6
Coding region: 835-1944 (369 amino acids)
Cellular component (GO): gap junction; plasma membrane
Molecular function (GO): gap junction channel activity
Source: RefSeq, a predicted model, not a curated record